Molecule: messenger RNA, 942 nt
Organism: Nanorana parkeri
Lineage: Eukaryota; Metazoa; Chordata; Amphibia; Anura; Dicroglossidae
Product: olfactory receptor 11L1-like
Exons: 2
Coding region: 1-942 (313 amino acids)
Biological process (GO): G protein-coupled receptor signaling pathway
Cellular component (GO): membrane
Molecular function (GO): G protein-coupled receptor activity; olfactory receptor activity
Source: RefSeq, a predicted model, not a curated record
AUGUCUUUGGAAAACCAUACCCAGGUCUCUGAGAUUAUUCUCCUUGGAUUUCCGAAUCUCUACAAGCUCAACAGUCUUAUAUUUGUCCUGCUUCUUCUAAUUUAUUUUGUAACAAUUAAUGGAAAUCUCUUGAUUAUCACCUUGGUAGCCAACAGCAAAAAUCUCCAGUCUCCCAUGUACUUCUUCCUCACCCAGCUGUCCAUGUCGGACAUACUGCUGACUACUGAUAUUGUCCCCAACACACUAGCCAGUGUAAUGAAUGGGGGGAUUGUGAUGUCACUUGUUGGUUGUAUCACCCAGUUCUAUAUCUUUGGUGCUUCUGAAUCCUUAGAGUGCUUUAUAUUAACUGUGAUGGCUUAUGACAGGUACCUGGCGAUUUGUAAUCCUCUCAGAUAUUCCUCCAUAAUGAACUAUCCAUUGUUUCUGAACCUGAUCCUUCUUUCGUGGCUGCUGGGUUUUUUCUUUACACUAGUAACCUUGAUAACGAUAUCUACUUUAGACUUCUGCGGGCCUAACGUCAUUGAUCAUUUCUUCUGUGAUAUAAAUCCCAUUUUGGAUUUGUCUUGUUCCGAAACAUACACUGUUCACAUGGAGGCUCUUUUACUUAGUGUACCUGUAAUGGUGAUCCCUCUAAUGAUAACUCUGACAUCAUAUGGGUGCAUCGGUCAAGCUAUCCUUAAGGUUUCCUCCAAAAUUGGCCGAUGGAAACCCUUCUCUACUUGCAGUUCCCAUCUGACUGUGGUCUGCAUGUUCUAUGGAACUCUUAUUGGAAUAUACAUGCUUCCAACGAAAGGUUUAUCUCCGAAUAUAAAUAAAGUUAUUUGUCUGUUGUACACUGUGGUGACACCGAUGCUUAAUCCUAUCAUAUAUAGUCUACGAAAUAAAGAUAUCAAAGAAGCUGCCAAAAUGAUACUAUUAUCCAAUAAAUUCUAUCAUAAAUAA